CCGACUUCCUCCUUCAGCUGAAGAGCAAGUCAAAGCUGCUGUUGCAAUGGCAAAGCUAAUUCUGCUGUGGCUGAAAUGUAUUCUUUUAUGCGCCACUGUCGAGGCUGUGUUUGAGGAUCAAGUAGGAAAAUUUGACUGGAGGCAGCAGUAUGUAGGCAAGGUUCGCUUUUCUCAUUUCGACACACAUGUGCAGUCAUCCAAAAAGGUGGUCGUUGCAACAGAGAGGAACGUUUUUGCUGCCCUCAAUACCAGGACCGGAGAACUUUUCUGGCGACAUGUCGAUAAGGCUGGGUCAGAGGGAACCAUUGACGCUCUGCUGCAACACGGACAAGAUGCGGUGCUGGUGGUCGGUAAUGGCCGCGUGCUGCGCUCCUGGGACGUCAAUGUUGGUGGUUUGAACUGGGAAAUUGUGCUUGACUCUGGCAGUUUUCAGUCAGCAUGUUUAGUUGGACAGCAAGAUAUGGUAAAACACGUGGCUGUUUUAAAGAAAACUGCCAUCUCGCUCCAUUAUCUGUCUAAUGGACAUCAAAAAUGGAUCGAGAAUCUACCAGACAUUGAAACCGUGGAUUACCAGGCUGUAUAUUCUGAUGGAAAUGGUGAAGUUUAUGUGUUGGGAGUUGUUCCCCAUUCCCACAUCGCUAUUGUUGUUUAUAGUAUAGAGGAUGGAGAGAUAAUCAAACAGAUCUCGGUCGAAGCACCGUGGCUGUCCAACAUACAGGCCAGCUGUGUAGUGGUCGGCCAGGGGAUGCUGACUUGUGUAGACUCUGCAGCUAUGUCUUUCUACAUGCUUGACGUCCACCUACAGUUACAGAUGACCCAGAUUCCCCUGCAGUCUCUAGCGCUUGAAGUAGACCCAGGAUUUAAUCCGGUGCUGUUGUCACACCAGCCCAACCCAGCCCGUCAGCCGCUGUCAGAGUUCUUCCUUCAGCUCGGCCCUGACCACUACCAGCUUCUUCAGCUCAACGAUGGCCAGAUAGUUACAAUGAGGGACUUCAAGCCGGCCUUGCUGGUUUCCUUUGCAACCACUGGAGAGAAGACUGUGGCUGCUGUCAUGUCACCCAAGAAUAAAACUGCUUGUAGUGUUAACCUCUUUAGUGCUGACACUGGACGCAGACUUCUAGACACCACACUGAUUUUUAAUAUGGAUCCAAAUGGUGGGAAACCAGAGAAGCUCUUUGUGCAGCCGUUCUUGAAGAAGGAUGACUCUGUCGGCUACAGGGCCAUGGUGCAGACAGAAGACCACACACUCACUUUCAUACAACAGCCAGGGCGUGUAAUGUGGACAAGAGAGGAGGCCCUGUCAGAUGUGGUGACAAUGGAAAUGGUGGAUCUGCCCCUCACUGGAACGCAGGCUGAGCUGGAGGGAGAGUUUGGCAAAAAGGCUGAUGGGCUGAUGUCUAUGGUGUUGAAGAGGCUGUCCUCUCAGCUCAUCCUGCUGCAGGCCUGGAUCGCUCACCUGUGGAAGCUGUUCUAUGAUGCGCGAAAACCCCGCAGUCAAGUAAAAAAUGACAUCACCAUUGAGAACUUGUCCAGGGAUGAGUUCAACUUGCAGAAGAUGAUGGUUAUGGUUACCGCAUCUGGGAAGCUCUUUGGGAUUGACAGUAAGACCGGCAGUAUCUUGUGGAGGCACUACCUGGACAACGUCCCAUCUAAUGCAGCUUUCAAACUAAUGGUGCAACGGACGACUGCACACUUCCCUCAUCCACCGCAGUGCACACUACUCAUCAAAGACAAGGACACAGGUCUGGCAACACUACAUGUAUUUAACCCCAUCUUUGGCAAGAAGAGUCAUGUCACGCCACCCGCUCUACCUCAGCCAAUACUUCAGUCACUCAUGCUGCCUCUCAUGGACCAGGAUUAUGCGAAGGUCUUGCUUCUCGUUGAUGACCAGUACAAGGUGUCUGCCUUUCCGUCUACAAAGAAUGUACUGCAGCAGCUCCAGGAAAUGGCCUCCUCCAUAUUCUUUUAUCUGGUUGAUUCCAGUCAGGGAAGACUUUCUGGUUACAGACUAAGAACGGACCUGUCAACUGAGCAGAUCUGGGAGGUCGUCAUUCCAGCUGAGAUACAGAAGAUCGUUUCUGUCAAAGGGAAGAGGCCCAAUGAGCAUGUGCACUCGCAGGGCAGAGUAAUGGGAGAUCGUAGUGUCCUCUACAAGUACCUGAACCCCAAUCUCCUGGCUGUGGUGACUGAGAGCACAGACCUGCAUCAGGAGCGCAGCUUCAUCGGGAUCCUCCUGAUUGAUGGCGUCACCGGUCGCAUCAUCCACGAGGCCGUUCAGAGGAAAGCCAGAGGCCCGGUGCAUGUUGUGCACUCUGAAAACUGGGUUGUGUAUGAGUACUGGAGCACCAAGUCUCGCAGGAAUGAGUUCUCUGUGAUUGAACUAUAUGAAGGAAUGGAGCUCUACAACAGCACCGUGUUCAGCUCUCUCGAUCGGCCACAUGCUCCUCAGGUGCUUCAGCAGUCUUACAUUUUCCCCUCCUCCAUCUCCACCAUGGAGGCCACCCUGACUGAGAAGGGCAUCACCAGCCGCCAUCUGCUCAUUGGUUUGCCAUCUGGAGGGAUUUUGUCAUUACCAAAGAUGUUCCUCGACCCACGCAGGCCCGAAAUAGUAUCUGAGCAAAGCCGUGAAGAGAACUUGAUACCGUACGCACCAGAGCUGCUGAUCCGUACUGAGUGGUUCAUCAACUACAAUCAGACUGUAUCAAGAGUACGAGGAAUUUACACUGCUCCCUCUGGACUGGAAUCAACCUGCCUGGUGGUGGCAUAUGGUCUCGACAUCUACCAGACGCGCGUGUAUCCCUCGAAGCAGUUCGACGUGCUCAAAGACGACUAUGACUACAUGCUGAUCAGUAGCGUACUUUUUGCCCUUUUCUUUGCCACCAUGAUCAGCAAACGCCUGGCAGAAGUCAAACUGCUCAACCGGGCCUGGCGGUAAACCGAUCGUCAGAAUCCCGUAUCUGACAGCCCCGCGGCUGCACGAAGGACCUCAGCCCGAGGAGAUGAGACCGCUGAGGCCGAGCCUGUAGAAGAACACAGGUCAAAGUUCAAUAAGGCCCAUAAGGAACUGCUGGGGUGAGGGGACAGCGGGGAGGGGGUGAAAGCAGGGGUUAGUCAAGGUUUUAAUGUGUUUUUUAACUUAUUUUGCAAAAACAAGAAAUAAUUUCCUAGUUGAAUAACUGUUCUUUUGUGCCACGUCAUUUUGAUUAAAUGUUUAACACAUAACUAAUUACAAAUGAAUGAAACGAACUCGAAUUUAUGGAACUGUGGAGUUUAAAAAUUCCUAUACACGUGAAAGUUAGGAUCUUAAGUCAUGUAAGUUUUCCCAAGAUUACUUUUGAGACAUUUCUGCAUCAUCAGACUGAUCUAAUGGUAAGUGAUAAUAAGUGUGGAAAUCAGAGAAUAGAAAUCGAUAUAUGCGAGCAUGAUAUGGUUCAAUACCACAGUUGAAUGGUUUGUGUUUUGAGCCUGCUGAAUCACUCACUGAUACUAUAAUGCCAUUUUGAUUCGAUGGCAAACGAACUGUGAAUACGAAACGUGAGGUGAUGUUGUAGCAUGGACAAGAAAUGGGCUUUUCUGAAGACUCUCCCACUGAAGGCACUGUCGCACCGUUUCCUCCAUCAUACGCUUGAACAAGGAAAUUGACCAACAGUAGCCUUCAUUUUAUGUGCACCAGUCAUCCUGCAGCUCAUAUGUUCGUGAGCAGUUUUGAUCCGCCAUCGGCUACUGUUGAUGCUCCAUUAAAAGUUCUCUCACAACUC
Molecule: messenger RNA, 3758 nt
Organism: Stegastes partitus (bicolor damselfish)
Lineage: Eukaryota; Metazoa; Chordata; Actinopteri; Pomacentridae
Gene: emc1
Product: ER membrane protein complex subunit 1
Exons: 22
Coding region: 47-2935 (962 amino acids)
Biological process (GO): protein folding in endoplasmic reticulum
Cellular component (GO): EMC complex
Molecular function (GO): protein binding
Source: RefSeq, a predicted model, not a curated record